Arthroderma uncinatum is the source of this 1977-nucleotide messenger RNA. Its product is annotated as ankyrin domain-containing protein. The transcript has 2 exons. NCBI's taxonomy places the organism in Eukaryota, Fungi, Ascomycota, Eurotiomycetes, Onygenales, Arthrodermataceae. The record is from RefSeq and is a predicted model, not a curated record. The coding region runs from base 1 to 1977 and encodes 658 amino acids.
AUGGCUGGCACUCCGCAAGGCGAGGCGCUGCUAAAGCGCCCGUUAUACGUGUACUCUCUCCCCGCCGAGCUCCUGGGAUCGUUAACCGCAAAAUCGACAAACGGCCAGACGGUCUUGACACCCAGCGCAAACGUACCGGGAUACGAAGUACGAGAGAGUGAUGACGCUACCAGUUCUCCGGGCUCCAAGUCCUGCACUCUAUGCCAGAUACUAUUUCAGGACGUCAGGGAACAGCGUGAACAUGUCAAGUCGGACCACCACCGAUACAACCUCAAGGCUAGACUACGGGGCACGGCCACGCUGAACGAAGUAGACUUUCAUAAAGCAAUCGGAGAUCUAGAUGAAUCUAUAUCUGGCUCGGAAUCAGAAUCUGACGACGAGGAAGAGAGUGGAGAGCAGACGCCUGAUAGCACCCUCACGGCCCUACUGAAAAGACAAGCAAAGAUAAAUUUACCGGUACCCUUUGACGAAGCUGAAAGUACGAGUAAGAAAGUUCGCGGUGGGAAGGAGCCACUAUUAUGGUUUACAAGUCCCAUACUCCCUCCAAAUACGUCUCUAGGGGUGUAUCGGGCAUUGUUCACGAAGGAAGAAUUGGGGGAACAGAGCCAGUUGAUUGAUUCGCUAAAGUCUAAACAGAAGAAACCUCAUAUCAUCCAGCGAAAUCAAGAUAGCUCAGAGACGGCUUCGAAUACUUCCAAGAUUACAAAAGAUUCACACUCGGAGCACAUCUCCCUAUGUAUGAUCGGUGGAGGUCAUUUCGCGGCCAUGGUCGUAGCCCUUGCGCCCGAGGUUCAGAAACGGUCUGGCAUCGAAGAGCGGCAGGCUAGAGUGAUUGCUCAUAAAACGUUCCAUCGGUAUACAACAAGGCGAAAACAGGGAGGUGGUCAGGCAGCUAAUGAUGCUGCGGGGGGGCUUGCGCACUCGGCCGGUGCUUCCUUGCGACGAUAUAAUGAGGCAGCUUUGGAAAACGAAAUCAGGCAACUGUUGAAGAGUUGGAAGGACAUGAUUGACGAUUCACAGCUGCUCUUCAUCCGGGCUGCAGGAUCGACAAAUCGCAAAAUAUUAUUCGGGCCGUAUGAGGGACAAGUUAUGAAGCAUUCUGAUCCAAGGAUACGGGUGUUUCCGUUCAGCACACGCCGAGCAACCCAGGCAGAGUUGAUGCGAUCAUUCACAGAGCUUACCCGGGUCAAAGUUAGCCAUAUUGAUGAGGCUGCUCUUGUGGCCGAGGAAGCAAAGCGUCGAGAUGCAGCAUCGAAAUCUCCCAAGCCAACAGCCCAAACUCAACCACAAAAGCCAAAGGUUUCCAAAGAGGAAGAGGCCGCAAUGCUUCAUACAUCCCAGAUCCAAGCCCUCAUACGACGUUCAAAGGUCCCUGCGCUACUCUCAUACAUCUCCAGUAACUCGAUACCUCAAAAUUUCCGUUUCUAUCCUCCGGACUCGGCACAGAACUACCACUCCUCGACUCCCCUCCAUCUAGCUGCAGGUUCCAAUUCACCAGCAAUUGUUAGCGCAUUGUUAACGAAAGCUCGAGUGGACCCUGCCCAGUUAAAUGACGAUGGGAAGCCAGCUUUCGAUCUUGCCGGGAAUCGCAUAACGCGAGACGCUUUCCGAGUUGCUCGCCAUGAGCUUGGGGAGGAUACCUGGGACUGGGAAGCCGCCCAUGUGCCUUCUGCAAUAUCAAAGGAAGAAAGCGAAAGUCGAGAAGAAACAGAGAAAAAGGCGGCCCAGGAAGCCGAAGAUAAGAGACGAGCAGAGGAAGUUGAACGUCUUAGAAAGGAAGAGACUCCUUCGAUUGGAGGGAAGAAUCGCGCCUCCCGUCAAACGCUUGCUGCAAUACAGCAGAAGACUGGUGCAGAGAAACGGGAGGAAGAGACAAGGGGGAUGACGCCGGAGAUGAGAAUGAAACUGGAACGAGAGCGGCGUGCAAGAGCUGCCGAGGAAAGAUAUCGAAAAAUGCAAGGUGGCUCCGCGACAUAG